GGCUUCCGCGACCUCCUCCACAUCGGCAGCCAAGCCCGUCCCCGCAUCUUUGACCUGGAGGUGGCGGUGCCCGAGGUGCUCUACGAGGAGGUGAUCGAGGUGGACGAGCGGCUGAUCCCGCACCAGCCCGGCUGCUGCCUCCCGGGGAAGGAGACCCUCCCGCUGCUCGAAGGCUCCACGGGGGCAUCCCUGCUGGUGCAGCGGCCGCUGGAGCUGUCGGCGCUGCGGCGGGAGCUGGAGGGGGUGCUGGCCCGCGGCAUCCGCAGCCUGGCCGUGCUGCUGCUCCAUUCCUACGCCUGGCCCGGCCACGAGGAGCAGGUCGGGGCACUGGCGCGGGAGCUGGGUUUCCGGCACGUCUCCCUCUCGUCCGCGGUGGCGGCCAUGGUACGGGCAGUGCCGAGGGGCUACACGGCCUGCGCCGAUGCCUAUCUCACCCCCUGCAUCCACCGCUACCUGGAGAGCUUCCGCGCCGGCUUCGCCCACCAGCUGCAGGAGGUGCCGGUGCUGUUCAUGCGCUCGGACGGGGGGCUCACCCCCAUGCAGCACUUCAGCGGGGCCCGCGCCAUCCUCUCGGGCCCGGCCGGCGGCGUGGUGGGCUACGCCAUGACCACCUACCGCCGCGAGGACGGGCAGCCUGUCAUCGGCUUCGACAUGGGAGGUACCUCGACGGACGUCAGCCGCUACGCCGGUGAGUACGAGCACGUCUUCGAGGCCAGCACCGCCGGCGUCAGCAUCCAGGCGCCGCAGCUCGACAUCAACACCGUGGCGGCUGGCGGCGGCUCCCGGCUCUUCUUCAGGUCCGGGCUCUUUGUGGUCGGCCCUGAGUCGGCGGGCGCCCACCCCGGUCCAGCCUGCUACCGCAAGGGGGGUCCGCUGACCGUCACCGACGCCAACCUCUGCCUGGGCCGCCUGCUCCCCGAGUACUUCCCCCGCAUCUUUGGUCCAGGCGAGGACCAGCCGCUGUGCCGGGAGACGGCGGCACGGGCAUUCCGGGACCUGGCCGCCCGCAUCGACGCCUUCCUAGCCGGCACUGCCACCGGCGCCCGCCAACCGCUCUCGGUGGAGGAGGUGGCCAUGGGCUUCGUGCGGGUGGCCAACGAGGCCAUGUGCCGGCCCAUCCGUGCCCUGACACAGGCUCGGGGCCACGACACCGCCCGCCACGUGCUGGCCUGCUUUGGGGGUGCGGGGGGGCAGCACGCCUGUGCCAUCGCCCGCGCCCUGGGCAUGAGCAGGGUCUUCAUCCACAAGUAGGUGCAUGGCGGGAUCGCCGCGCUGGAGCGGGAGUGCCGGGACGCGCUGCAGGCACAGGGCUUCACCGGGGAGCAGAUCCGCACGGAGGCUUUCCUGCACCUGCGCUACGAAGGCACCGACUGCGCCCUGAUGUGCUCGGCCAAGGGCCACCCUCCCACCUCGCACUCCUGCCGCUCCGGAGACUUCCACGCUGCCUUCACCAGCCGGUACAUGGUGGAGUUCGGCUUCACCAUCCCCGACCGCCCCGUGGUGGUGGACGACGUGCGGGUGCGCGGCACCGGCAGCAGCGGCAUCAGCUGCGAGACCCCCCUGGCCCCCAGCGGGAAACCAGCCCGCGUGGAGACGGUGACACAGUGCUACUUCGAGGAGGGGUACCUGGAGACGCCGGUGUUCCUGCUGGAGGAGCUGGCCUGCGACCACACCGUCCCUGGCCCCGCCAUCAUCAUUGACAAGAACAGCACCAUCGUGGUGGAGCCGGGCUGCACCGCCAGCCUCACCCGCUUCGGCGACAUCUGCAUCGCCGUCGGCUCGGGGUCCCCGCGCCCUGUCGGCCCCCAGCUCGAUGCCGUCCAGCUCUCCAUCUUCUCCCACCGCUUCAUGAGCAUCGCAGAGCAGAUGGGCCGGAUCCUGCAGCGGACGGCCAUCUCCACCAACAUCAAGGAGCGGCUGGACUUCUCCUGCGCGCUCUUCGGGCCGGACGGGGGGCUGGUGUCCAAUGCCCCCCACAUCCCCGUCCACCUGGGCGCCAUGCAGGAGACCGUCCAGUUCCAGAUCCGCAACCUGGGUGAGGACCUGCGGGAGGGGGACGUCAUCCUGAGCAACCACCCCUGCGCGGGGGGCAGCCACCUGCCCGACCUCACUGUCAUCACUCCCGUCUUCUGGCCGGGCAUCCCCAAGCCCGUCUUCUUCGUGGCCAGCCGCGGGCACCAUGCGGACAUCGGGGGCAUCACCCCCGGCUCCAUGCCCCCCCACUCCAAGGCGCUGCGUGAGGAGGGGGCCGUCUUCAUCUCCUUCAAGCUGGUGAAGGACGGUGUCUUCCAGGAGGAGGGUGGGUCUGCGCCGGGAUGGUGGGGAUGCGGUGGGGGUGUGGUGGAGACGGCAGGGAUGGCCAACGCCGAGGUGGCCGUGCGGGAGAUGCUGAAGGGUUUCGCCGCGCGUUGGGGCACCGCGGUGGAAGCCGAGGACUGCAUGGACGACGGUUCGCCCAUCCAGCUGCGGGUGCAAGUGGAUCCCCGGGAGGGCAGCGCCGUCUUCGACUUCUCGGGCUCAGGACCGGAGGUGUACGGGAACUGCAAUGCCCCCCGCGCCAUCACCCUCUCUGCCCUCAUCUACUGCCUGCGCUGCAUGGUGGGCCAGGACAUCCCCCUCAACCAGGGCUGCCUGGCCCCUGUGCGGGUGGUCAUCCCCAAGGGCUCCAUCCUGGACCCCUCACCCGAGGCUGCCGUGGUGGGGGGCAACGUCCUGACCUCCCAGCGGGUGGUGGACGUCAUCUUCAAGGCCUUCGGGGUCUGUGCCGCCUCCCAGGGCUGCAUGAACAACGUCACCUUCGGGAACGAGCGGGUGGGCUACUACGAGACGGUGGCGGGGGGCGCGGGGGCCGGCCCGCGCUGGCACGGCCGCAGCGGGGUCCACACGCACAUGACCAACACCCGCAUCACCGACCCCGAGAUCCUGGAGCAGCGGUACCCCGUGGUCCUGCAGCGCUUCGAGCUGCGUCGGGGCUCAGGGGGCGCGGGGCGCUGCCGGGGGGGUGACGGGGUGAUCCGGGAGCUGCUCUUCCGCGAGGACAUGGUGCUGUCGGUGCUGAGCGAGCGCCGCGCCGUCCGUCCCUACGGCCUGCGAGGGGGCAGCCCUGGCGCCCCGGGGCUCAACCUGCUGCUGCGCCGCGAUGGCCGAACCAUCAACCUGGGCGCCAAGACGUCAGUGCCGGUGGAGCCGGGGGACGUCUUCCGCCUGCAGACCCCCGGCGGGGGCGGCUUCGGCUCCCCCGGGGAGGGGGGGGACCCCGAGGAGGCCGCCGAGCCGCCGGCACCCCGGAGCUUCGCCGAGCGCGGGAGCGUCUUCGAGUACCGGCGGGCGCAGGAGGCCGUCUGA
Haliaeetus leucocephalus (bald eagle) is the source of this 3345-nucleotide messenger RNA. It is a transcript of the gene OPLAH, whose product is annotated as 5-oxoprolinase (ATP-hydrolysing). Lineage: Eukaryota; Metazoa; Chordata; Aves; Accipitriformes; Accipitridae. Gene Ontology annotation, biological process: glutathione metabolic process. Gene Ontology annotation, cellular component: cytosol. The record is from RefSeq and is a predicted model, not a curated record. Gene Ontology annotation, molecular function: 5-oxoprolinase (ATP-hydrolyzing) activity. The transcript is spliced from 24 exons. The annotation marks the transcript as partial.